Molecule: messenger RNA, 472 nt
Organism: Drosophila serrata
Lineage: Eukaryota; Metazoa; Arthropoda; Insecta; Diptera; Drosophilidae
Source: RefSeq, a predicted model, not a curated record
CCCUGGUUAGCAUGACUUUCAAAACUUUCUAUCAUGUCAAAUAAUACUUUGGGUCUGACAAGUGGCAUUCAUUUGAGAAAAUGGGAGCAGAGCAAUCAGCCUUGUUGGUCUGUACUCAGACAGGAAGGCCUGAAAAAUUCCUAGAACUGACCAAUGCGGAACAGUUCUUUCGCUUGUAUUUUGAUAAGAUGCCCAAGCCGAAGACAGGCCCGGUUACUGAAGCUCUUCUCCACUUGGUGAAUAAUCUUCCUGUCACAAAGGACAGAAACAUUGACAACGCAGAACAAGAUUUGCAUUUAAUCCCAGAUGAAGACGAGGAUAUGGGGUUAAGCGAUGGUGGGGAUAGCGGCAUCCACUCGGACUUUACCUCUUCCACAGAGUGAGGCCACUGCAAAUACACUUAAUUGUCCGCCCCAGAGAUACCAUUCGUUCGACAAACAAUAAAUAAAAUAAUUUAACAUUUAUGAUUUUA